Anarrhichthys ocellatus (wolf-eel) is the source of this 1322-nucleotide messenger RNA. Its product is annotated as B-cell receptor CD22-like. Lineage: Eukaryota; Metazoa; Chordata; Actinopteri; Perciformes; Anarhichadidae. The record is from RefSeq and is a predicted model, not a curated record. The transcript has 9 exons. The coding region runs from base 30 to 1322 and encodes 430 amino acids.
UUUUAGAUUGUAACCAUUUGACUGGAAGCAUGCGCAUUGAAAAUAGAAACAUGAGAUGGACACUGAUGCCACUCUUUCUGGCUGGUGUCCUCUGCAAUACACGGAGAGUGGAAUACCACCAGCAACGUGUCUGUGCAGUGAAUGGCUCGUACGUUGUCAUUCCUUGUUCGUUUUACUAUCCUGACAACCACAGUGGGGAAAGAUUCAAGUGGGGUCAUGUAAAGUCUCAUUCCAAGGGUCGUUACAUUUAUGACAGCAACUCAAAAAAAGUCACCACACGAUUCCAGUAUAUUGGUGACAAAAAACACAACUGUUCUUUAAAAAUACACCACGUGGAGCAUCAUGAUGCAGGAAAGUAUACCUUCAGAUUUACAACUGACCUCGAAGACGGCAAAUGGACCGGUAAAGUCGGCUUAACAUUAAAGGUUGUUGAUUUGAAUAUUUCCGUGACACGGCCCGAUGGAAACAGAACGACGAAGGAAGGCGACUCUGUGAAUAUGACCUGCGUGAACGUCUGUGACGACGAUAACCUUUCGUCUGCUUUCAUCUGGUUUAAGAAUGGAGAACCCAUAAAGGAAGGACCUGUACUUUAUUUAAGCAACAUGUCCUCCACAAACUCUGGAAACUACUCUUGCUCUCUGAAAACACACACAGGAACAGCUUCAGGAGUCAUACAUAUUGAUGUUCAAUAUGGCCCCAAGAACACAUCAGUGUCUGUCAGACCAUCGACGGAGGUAGACUUCGGGAGCACCAUCACCCUGAUCUGCAGCAGCCAUGCAAACCCUCCAGUGGAGGAUUAUACUUGGUUUAAAAUCUAUGACGACGACGACGACGAUAUUAUGGACGUGGGACACCGGCCUGAGUUCCUCCCUGCUGAUGGUGGUCAGUAUUUAUGCAGUGCCACCAAUGAACAUGGGAGCCAAAACUCCUCUGUUGUGACGAUAAAGAUUAAACCAUAUUGGGCAACAUUGAGCACCAGAGAUGUGCUGAUCAUUGCUGCUGUUGCUGUGCUUCUGAUUGUGAUCACCGUUAUCGCCCUCAGAAGACUCCACAAAAAAAGGAUGUGCACACCGAAGACGGACAGUGAGGAGGACAUACAGGAAACAGACUAUGUCAACUGGCUCGCAGGUGACAAUAACCAAUCACAAGAGGGCAAUCAGUGUGAGGGAGGAGGAACAGCAGAAGUCAUCUAUACAACCGUAUACUUCAAUAACAAAACAAAGUCAAACAUGGAGCAGCAGAUGGACUCCCAACCUGAUGAUUAUGAGAAUGUGAUUUACAUCAGUUUGCAGAAACCAGCUGUUGAACCGUUCGUACAUUGA